Telopea speciosissima is the source of this 2613-nucleotide messenger RNA. Its product is annotated as cation/H(+) antiporter 15-like. NCBI's taxonomy places the organism in Eukaryota, Viridiplantae, Streptophyta, Magnoliopsida, Proteales, Proteaceae. Gene Ontology annotation, molecular function: antiporter activity. The coding region runs from base 1 to 2613 and encodes 870 amino acids. The record is from RefSeq and is a predicted model, not a curated record. Gene Ontology annotation, cellular component: membrane; endomembrane system. The transcript has 3 exons. Gene Ontology annotation, biological process: regulation of pH; proton transmembrane transport.
AUGUCUGGUUUAGGAGGUAACAGAACCUCCAACAUAGCUAGAAAUGUAUCCAGCACACAUGGAGCGAUUUGGGGUACAAACAAGACAGAUGAACUAGUUUUUUGUUACGGAUCCAACAUUAUAAAAUCAAAUGAUACCUGGCAUGCUGGCAAUCCACUCGACUUCUCGCUCCCUCUCUUCAUCUUGCAGCUCACCAUCAUCGUCAUUACCACUCGCUUUCUUGUCUUCAUCCUUAAACCUUUGCGCCAACCCCGUAUCGUCGCAGAAAUUAUUGGUGGUGUGUUGUUGGGUCCAUCAGUGUUGGGAAGGAGCAAGCUGUUUUCAGAGACUAUUUUCCCAAUGAGGAGUGUGAUGGUAUUGGAGACUAUGGCCAAUGUAGGUCUCCUCUACUUCUUGUUCCUCGUAGGUGUGGAAAUGGACCUAACUGUGAUCAAGAGAACAGGAAAGAAGGCAAUCACAAUUGCCCUAUCUGGAUUAGUCUUGCCGUUCAUCAUUGGUGCUUCUUUUGCUGUAAUCCUCUUGCACAUGGAGAAAGUCGUAGGACAUAAGAAUCCUUUGGAACAAAAUAGGUUCUUCUUCCUCUUUGCUGGGGUUGCCCUCUCCGUUACGGCCUUCCCGGUGUUGGCUCGUAUCCUUGCAGAGCUCAAGCUCCUUAGUACGGAGUUAGGGAGGGUGGCUUUGUCGGUGGCUCUUGUCAAUGACAUUUUCGCUUGGAUCCUCCUUGCCUUAAGCAUUGCACUUGUACAGAACAAAAAAGUAUCAUUAGCCUUUCUUGGGGUUAUCGUUUCCGCCAUUGCCUUUGUUCUAUUUUGCAUCUUCGUGAUCAGACCAGCAAUUGGAUGGAUUAUACAACGUACUCCAGAGGGUGAGAGCUUCAACGAGUUCUACAUAAGCUUGAUCCUUGCAGGGGUUAUGGUGUGUGGUUUUAUUACAGACACCAUUGGCACACAUUCCAUCUUUGGUGCCUUUGUGUUUGGGCUUGUCAUACCAAAUGGUCCACUUGGAACUGUACUCAUAGAGAAGCUUGAGGAUUUUGUGUCUGGGCUAUUGCUUCCUAUCUUCUUUACCAUAAGUGGGCUUAGGACAAAGAUUGGAAAUGUUAGAGGGCCAGAAUGGGGCUAUGCCUUCUUCACAUUGAUCUUGGCCAGUCUAGGCAAGGUUGGUGGAACACUUCUCAUCUGCCUCUACUAUAAGAUGCAAAUCAAUGAAGGGAUCACUUUGGGACUCCUCUUGAACACCAAAGGACUCAUUGAGAUUAUUAUUCUUAACAUAGGGCAUGACCAAAAGGUAAUAGACGAAAAUGCAUUUGCAUUAUUGGUGUUGAUGACAAUGUUGAUGACAAGCAUCAUCAUGCCGAUCAUUAGUGAGUUUUACCGACCGGCGAGGCGAUUUAUUCCCUACAAGCGGCGAACACUGCAAACAUCGAAGCUAGAUUCGGAACUCCGGAUCUUGGCUUGCAUCCACACCCCUCGCAAUGUCCCCACUAUCAUCAACCUCUUAGAAGCCUCCCACCCUACUAAGAAGUCCCCCAUCUCUGUUUAUGCCCUUCACUUAGUGGAGCUCACUGGUCGGGCCUCUGCCAUGCUCAUCGUCCACAACACUCGAAAGUCGGGCCGGCCGGCCCUGAACCGAACUCAAGCUCAAUCAGAUCACAUCAUCAAUGCCUUCGAGAACUAUGAGCAGCAUGUGGGCGGUGUCUCAGUGAAGCCUCUUACAGCUAUCUCUCCCUACUCUACCAUGCAUGAGGACAUCUGCAAUCUUGCUGAGGACAAGCGUGUCGCCUUUAUCCUUGUCCCUUUCCAUAAGCAACAAACGGUGGAUGGUGGCAUGGAAGCCACCAAUCCGGCUUUUCGAACCGUGAACCAAAAUGUCUUGGCCAAUGCGCCUUGCUCGGUCGGCAUUCUUGUCGAUCGAGGCCUUGGUGGGACUGCACGUGUGGCAUCAAGCCACACGGCCCACCACAUUGCAGUCCUCUUUUUCGGAGGACCUGAUGAUCGUGAAGCAUUAUCUUAUGCUUGGAGGAUGUCGGAGCACCCAGAGGUGAAUCUUACAGUGCUCCGCUUCUUACCAGGGAAAGAUACAAUAGAUCCUAUGAUACCGUCCGAUGACGACGGUAGUUUAAAAAUCUUGAAUGUUAUCACGGACAACGAAAGAGAAAAGAAACGAGACGAUCUUUUCAUAAGCGAGUUUCAGCUGAAAAUCGUGAAUGAUAAGUCAAUUGUGUACACAGAGAGAGUGGUGAAUAAUGGGGAGGAGACGGUGGCGAUAAUACGGACAAUGGAAAACAUCUAUGAUCUGUACAUUGUUGGGAGGGGACAAGGGAUGAUAUCACCUUUGACCGCUGGAUUGACAGAUUGGAGUGAAUGCCCUGAAUUGGGAGCGAUCGGUGACUUGUUAUCAUCGUCGGAUUUUGCAGCGACAAUAUCGGUGUUGGUGGUGCAGCAAUAUGUUGAUAAUGGGGUGGGAACGGAUGAUAGCCCGGGACAAUUAGAUGAUCUAUUCAGCAUAGAUUAUAUGAACCGAUGGACGCAGUGGGGUCAAGGACUUAACCAUGGCAGAGGAGAUGUUCAGCUAGGGAACAUGCACCAAAGAGGCACAAGAAAUGGGUUGUGA